CCAUAUUUAAUUGCUUCGAAAGUAGUAUUGUUGUCCUGCGAUGCCGACUGUUAUUGCCCUGGACGUUUCAUUGUCGAUGACACGUCCCAUUCCACACCAAUCAAAGACCGCCGGUACCAGCGGAGAUGGCGGAGCUUCGGAAAAUACCCUCACAUACCAUCAGGUGGCGGUGAAGGGUAUAAAUUACAUUCUUGACUACCUAACCAAACAUGCCAAAUUGGAAUUCGUAUCGCUGAUCGUCUAUUCGUCGUUGUACGAAGUGUUGGUGGAUUUUACGCGCGACUACGACUCCAUCCGGCAGGCGCUGCACAAGAUCGAGCACUACGACAAGACGAGUCUGGAGAACGUCCUGGUGGCGGUGAACAACGCGUUCAAGUCGCACUGGGGCAGCCAGAACUACUGCCAGAUCAUUUUCGUCACCGACUGCGGAAUCGGUAUGGGGCCGAGUUCACUGAAGAACACCAUCAUCAACAUCCAGAACUAUAAGGCCGCAUGCGCCACUGCAGUGGCCGCAGCAACAGCAGAGGGAGCCAAGGACCCGACGGGGGCCGGCGUGGUGGUACCCGUUCCGCCACAGCCCUCCGACAAUCAGUGGGUAGGAUUCGCCUACCCGAGCAAGCUGUCGUUCGUUUGCUUGGGCAGUAUGGCCACCGACAUUGCGUUUCGCUGCGGCACCAAGCUUUACCAGCAGCUCCUGGACUCCAGUGGCCAGAAGGGUCAGCUGUUCAUCCCGCGACUGAGGCAUGACGAAGCGCCAUCCAUGGACGAUUCCGUCUCCGCCGGUGACAACGGAUGUGACGAUGGAACGGCGGGCACGUUCCGGGCGCAGCUCACGAAAGCAUCCGCCCUGGAAGCGUUUGAGACGAUGUGCGAAACCAACUAUCGCCAGUUUGAAGCCACAUUGCGAUGUGGAGGCUACUUCCGGCUUGAGGAUCCCAUCAUCGUCUGGCCGGCACCACUCCCUUACACCGCCCGGGACGUGCUGGGUGCCGAAACGACGAAGCUUAUGUCUCGCCGGUUGGAGGUGUGUGGUUUCCUUAGCCUUUCGGAUAUUGGCUCACCGAUGUCGGUCAGUCGGCAUCUGAUACUGCCUCGAAGCGGCCCGAACACAGCGUCGUCACAGAAUCCGGACGAAGCAAAGGGGGGACCGUCGUCGGGUGGGAAACAUGGAGCGGGCAAUCUGCCGACGGUCGAGGAGCGACUUGAAACGGACAUUAAAGCGUUCUACGGCAAAGCGGACGGUGAAUCGGCGCACCAUCAUCACGCCGACGAGCAGCAUAGCGUCGCCGGGAUGGAGGAAUCGGUCUGCGUGCUACUGCACGGUGCGCUCAAGGUGGAAAAUAUGGCCGCACUCAUUCUGCUAGGGGACGCGUGGUACGGCUUCAUUUACUCGUACGCGGACGGGAAGAAAAAGUGGAACCUCAUGCUGAACGUGCUGCCGCCCGGUAACGAUGUGGUACCAUGGUUGGGUGACCUUCGCUACCUCGGAACCCUCGACGACGCACUGCCGGGCGAGAACCCUUCCUUCCCGAUCAAGGCGGACAAGCGCAGCUACUCGCAGAACAUCGUCGUCUGGAUCCGCCAGGCCGGCCUGCAGUCCGACAUCCAGAAGGUGCUGCGGCACGCGAAGAAGCUGCCGGAAAAGACGCAACACUUCUACAAGGAGCUGAACCGUAUCCGGCGGGCGGCCCUAUCGCUCGGCUUCAUCGAACUGCUCGAAGGCUUGGCACACAUUUUCGAGCGGGAAAUAAACACCCUUCCGCAGAGCGCAUCCCCCGAUUGCUCGAUGCAGCUGUCCCAUGCCAUCAUGGAGUUGCGCAGGCCCGCGAAUCGCGAUCUUAAAAUCGUUAUCCACGCACUUCCGACACAGUAUAACCAGUUAGGCUAGGCGACUGU
This is a messenger RNA of Anopheles coustani, 1896 nucleotides long. RefSeq names its product integrator complex subunit 14 (gene IntS14). Lineage: Eukaryota; Metazoa; Arthropoda; Insecta; Diptera; Culicidae. Gene Ontology annotation, cellular component: integrator complex. The coding region runs from base 41 to 1888 and encodes 615 amino acids. The transcript has 2 exons. Gene Ontology annotation, biological process: snRNA 3'-end processing. The record is from RefSeq and is a predicted model, not a curated record.